UUUUCUCUUCGUAUGUUUUUUUAUUUCCAGGUUUAUUGUUGGUGUUUUCGGGAGGUUGUUGUUGUUGUUCUCGGAGCGUUCUCAUUGUGAGAAGCUUCUGGAUACGAAGACGAAGCUUCAGGAGAUUCGCAUUCUUUGCGCUGUGCAGUCGAGCCGUUGCAUGCGAGGAUUGACCAAGAUUUGAUGGUUCGAAAGCAGAGUGUAGUGUAGUGUACUCCUCGCCAACUGGAUUUUCGCAUUCGUGUACCUUUCUGCUUUGGCGUCGGCGAAUUCCGAUGGGUGGCUGGCGUCGAAGGGGUGCGCUGUUUGCAGAUUGAUGAUGAGGGUCUUCGGCUUUUUCCUUCAUUGGUUAGCUUAAAGUACAACAAAUGGUCGUAACCAGUUCUAGAAAAGGGAAGGAAAUUUCAACAGUGGCGUCCGAAGACAAUGCGUAUUUUGUAUACGGACACUUUGCUGCAGGUGGUUUGGGAGAGGCCAGGUCGAAGACGAUGACGAAUAGGCUACUGUGUAGAAAGAACGGAUCAAGUUUCAACUUGUGUACCUUCUGGAAACUCAUUAUUCUUCUAGGUUUUUUUGUUAUUCUUUUUCCCGGAGCUACAGCGAAUGCCAAAGGUGUUCGACGAAAUUUGGAAGCUUUUUUCUGUAGAGUAGAUCAAGAUGGAAAUGGCGAAAUCGAGCAAGGUGAAGCUUCAAAGUUUCUGCGGAAGCUGGAUGCCCAAAUGGCAGAUGAUGGUGAAAUGGAGACAAAAGAGGGUAUGAGUGAGUUGAUGGCAUCAUCUCAGUUUGACUUUACGUUCAGCUAUGGCGGCAAUACUAUAUCCGCAGAAGAAAUGCUGGAUCACCUAUCAAACAUGAUGACUGCAAAUCAUGUAGUAGAUUGGGUCACUCACGGACUAGAAUUGCCACAGUAUGCGGAAGCAUUUCGUCAGAAUGCUAUCAAUGGAAUGGAUUUUCCAGCUCUUAUCGAGGAUGAUGGCGUGGCUUUGCUCGAGGACCUUGGCAUCAAGAGUACUCUACAUCGUACCAAAAUCACACAUGCUUUGGUGAGACAAAUUUUCGGAAUUGGCACAGUUCCAGGUCCAGUUCGUUCAUUACAAUGCAAUCCAUCCAGUUAUGGCGGGAUAGAACUCUCAUGGGAAGCUCCUACGAAUCGCGGCGUGCCUCCCUUGCAUAAGCAUUUAAUUGAGCGUUGGUCAAAGACCUUUUCUACCUGGACGAGUGUUAAUGAUACAAGGGAAGUUGUUUUUCUGGAUAGAAAUGCUAUUAGAACCGGAAAAGAUUACACGUACAGAGUGCAAAGUUGGGGCAAUCACGGUCCUUCUAACUGGGUCACCGUAGAUGGUUGUAGAGCAGAUUUUACUUCUCUCUCACCUUCUAAACUGGACAUUGAGGAUAAUCUUCCCUUGCAGAUGUUUGAACAGGUGAAUGCAAAGUUAGACUCAGAAUUGUUGAUGCCCAUAAGAUCCAAGUCCUCUCAGGAAGAAGAAAGUAGUCUGCGUCCUGUUAUAAAUUAUGUGAUAUUAAUGCUUUUAGGGUUUAUCUCAAGACAUGCAUUCUUCUUUGACGUAACUUCAGCCGCUUGGAUUCUCUUGAAGAAUCAUCUAUGGCAAGCGGUGACAGAAGGGGAGCAUAGCCCUUACCUUUUUGUUAGUACAGCGGCACGUUCUAUAAAAAUGGCUUUUGAUAGUUGGUCUUAUAUGCGUCAUAAAGUGUGGAUGCUUUCUAGGUUAGGAGUGGAUACAUCCUUGGACUCGACGAGGGGUGUGUCGACUAGCUCCUUUGAAGCUGAAAGAGAGGUGAAUGGGGCAUAUUCUGAGGCUGAAGCUAUCCGAAGUAAUAGUUCAGAUAACCUUCACGAGGCAUCUGAUUUGGGACUUCAGACGAGUUCGAAGUAUCCAAAUGGCAUUUCUCCUAACAAUAGUGAGAGGGAAACAGAGUUGCAGUAUUCAACACAAAACGCAGCAUCGUUCUCUGUAGCAUCUCCGCCGCAGGACGCAGAGCUUCCUAAUCCUUCUAGGAGGAGCAAAAACAGGUGCAGUCAUGAAUGCUGUAAGGUUCGGUUUGAUCGCUGGCGUUCAUUACAAGACUGGUGGAUGAAGUUUAACAAGCAUUAUUGUGGGCAAUGCCAGAGUGUGUACUGCGUGAAACACACCCGAAUUUCGCCUCAUGGACCGCGUGGCCAAUGUGGAUUAGAGAGUCAUUGUUACUGCUAUAGUUGCUUUGCUUCAUUACCUAAAGAUGUUCAACGCAGGCUAGAAGAGCAUAACAAGUUGCGUGCUGGCCCUACUGUAACAAGUAAUUUGUCUUCGUUAGCAUCUUCCUCCAAACCGAGAUCAGACUGUUCAUUCAAUGGCUCCGCAGCUGGAGAUGGGCUCCCUCCCCCCUUGAGCGACACGAUGGGAGACUACCUCGAUGGUAAUGGCCUACUCGACUUUAGGGAUAUGGGCGUAUCAAAAGCGGCAUUCGACUCAGGAUUGCCUGAUGAUUCAAGUGAGCAAGGAAAUUCAAAGCGUAAACAUAGGAAACAAAGAAGCUUUGCAUGAGCACAUGCGCUGCUUGGGAACAUGCUCCGUGCAUUUCGUUGGAUGCUUUGAAUAUGCUGAUCAUGGAAGCAAGCCACAUAAUUCACCUGUGAGUCUUCUUCGACAAACACAGGUGACUCUUGUACCUUAAGAACAUUUUUUACAAGCACAGUACUUCUUUUGACAAUCAAGUGGUUAGAAAUUAGAUUACCGUAGUCGGAUGCAAGGUUCGACUGGGAAUUUUUUCAUGAAAAACUUAGAUUAUUUCAAAAACAUUCAGAGAGACAAUCUCCAAAAACUCUGAAAAUUUUGGCUCUUUCGUCCUUCGUACAUUGUCGAUCUAGUGAACAAUAUGGAGGAGGAAUUUUACGUUUAUCUCAUUUGAAACUUAAUGCUACUAUUUUUUUAGGUCAAAUUUUAGAGUUAACAUUUAUGGUGGUUAGUGUAUGGGAAGAGAAGCGUAUCAAAAUGUAUUGACUGAAGCUUGUGGAGUGAAAGGCAUUGAUAGAUAAAUCUGUGUUGGUUUUAUUCA
Messenger RNA from Physcomitrium patens, 3054 nucleotides. RefSeq lists its product as uncharacterized. NCBI's taxonomy places the organism in Eukaryota, Viridiplantae, Streptophyta, Bryopsida, Funariales, Funariaceae. The record is from RefSeq and is a predicted model, not a curated record. Gene Ontology annotation, biological process: intracellular calcium ion homeostasis; store-operated calcium entry; activation of store-operated calcium channel activity. Gene Ontology annotation, molecular function: protein binding; calcium channel regulator activity; calcium ion binding. Gene Ontology annotation, cellular component: plasma membrane; endoplasmic reticulum.